Molecule: messenger RNA, 1886 nt
Organism: Hypoxylon fragiforme
Lineage: Eukaryota; Fungi; Ascomycota; Sordariomycetes; Xylariales; Hypoxylaceae
Product: glycoside hydrolase family 76 protein
Exons: 5
Coding region: 218-1606 (462 amino acids)
Biological process (GO): carbohydrate catabolic process; fungal-type cell wall biogenesis
Molecular function (GO): mannan endo-1,6-alpha-mannosidase activity
Source: RefSeq, a predicted model, not a curated record
UGAAGAUCCAUUCGUAGUAAGGCGUAGUUGUAUGUAGUAGUAAAAUAGGCGAGCUGAUUGUUUCGUGCGAGCAUUUCUCGACACCCAUCGGCCCUUUAGAUAUCGCCGCUGGCCCAACAACUCCUUCCCGUGAGUCACGAUAACCUUCACACUUUCAACUUUCUCCAACUCCUUGGCUGCUCUAAUCCUCUAGAUCCCUCUGGAGAGUCGCGGCGCUAUGCAUUACUUCAAGCUCCUAGCUGGUAUAUCGAGCUUGCUUCUUCCUUCGGUAACUGCUCUCGAUGUUGACUGGACAAGUGACUCCUCUAUCAAGUCGGCGGCUAGCACGAUCGCCUAUGGCCUUGUUGCAUACUAUACAGGAAACAAUACAGGAGAUGUUCCCGGAAACUUACCUGACCCCUACUACUGGUGGGAAGCAGGUGCCAUGUUCGGUACUCUGAUAGAUUACUGGGCGUUUACAGGCGACGAGACGUAUAACGAUAUCACCUUCCAAGCCCUGCAACACCAGGUUGGAUCGGACGAGGACUUUAUGCCUGACAACCAAACCAAGUCCGAAGGCAACGACGACCAAGGCUUCUGGGCAAUGGCCGCGAUGACCGCCGCGGAGCAAAACUUCACAAACCCCGACUCGGACCAACCGCAGUGGCUGGCCCUCGCGCAAGCCGUGUACAACGAGUACGUGAACCGGUGGGAGCCGGACUCGUGCGGCGGGGGGAUGCGGUGGCAGAUCUUCACCUUCAACAACGGCUUCAACUACAAGAACUCGGUGUCCAACGGGUGCUUCUUCAACAUCGCCUCGCGCCUCGCGCGCUACACGGGGAACCAGACGUACGCCGACUGGGCGGCCAAGAUCUUCGAGUGGGAGCAGGGCGUGGGCUUCAUCAAGGACAACUACAACGUGCUGGACGGCGCGGGCUGCGGCGGCACCGACAACUGCACGACCAUCAACGCGGCGCAGUUCACGUACAACGCGGGCCUGUUCCUGUACGGCGCCGCGCACAUGUACAACUACACGAGCGCGGACGUCUGGAAGACGCGGGUGGAGGGGCUCACGAAGUCCGUCGCCGACAUAUUCUUCGACGGCGGGAUCAUGUGGGAGCCGAGCUGCGAGAAGUCCGAGGCCAAGUGCAACACGGACCAGCAGGCGUUCAAGGGCCACCUGAGCCGGUGGAUGGCGUUGACGGCGACGCUGGCGCCCUUCACCUACGACACCAUCAUGCCGCUGCUCAAGACGAGCGGCGCCGCCGCCGCGAAGCAGUGCUCGGGCCCGGCCUCGAGCGAGUUCAAGGGCGCGGCCGGCACGGGGUGUGGCUUUAGCUGGCUGCAGCAGGCGACGUUCGACGGCAGCUACGGCGUGGGCGAGCAGCUGAACGCGCUGCAGGCCGUGAUGGCGCCGCUGGUCGAGCAGGCGCCCAUCCCGUACACGGCGGACACUGGUGGUUCGUCCGUGGGCAAUGUGAAUGCGGGGUCGGGUAGCGACGAUGAUAAGAUCGCGCAGCCGAGGGCGAUCACGGUGGCUGAUCGCGCCGGCGCGGGUAUCCUGACGACCAUGGUUCUGGGCGGGCUGUUGGGGGGCAUGUAUUUUGUAAUAGCUGAUGAUAAGUAGAGAUGAAAUGGCGGUCGUGUUUUGGGUACCUAGGCAGUGGAUUAUGACAUGAAUAGCUAGGGGUGGAGUUAGGCGUUUUGGAUCGGCCCAUUCGGUUACAGUACUGGAGGCGAUAUCCCUUGGGUUUAGCUACCAUUAUGCGGCGUUACGAAGUUUUUUUCAAUAGAGGAAUCAAGAAGAGGAAGAUUAUAGAUGUCUACGAUGAGAAUAAGUUAUAGGCCAGGUGCGAGGCUUACGGGACUCGUGUGGAGUUAGUAGGGAAAUUCAGGGGGGAUUGUCA